This is a messenger RNA of Ascoidea rubescens DSM 1968, 735 nucleotides long. It is a transcript of the gene COQ4, whose product is annotated as ubiquinone biosynthesis protein COQ4. NCBI's taxonomy places the organism in Eukaryota, Fungi, Ascomycota, Saccharomycetes, Ascoideales, Ascoideaceae. The record is from RefSeq and is a predicted model, not a curated record. Gene Ontology annotation, biological process: ubiquinone biosynthetic process. The coding region runs from base 1 to 735 and encodes 244 amino acids. The transcript has a single exon. Gene Ontology annotation, cellular component: mitochondrial inner membrane; mitochondrion.
AUGUUGUUGAAACCAUUAUACCAUGGCCAUGUGCCAUUAAGAACAAUUGAUAGAGCAUUGAUGGUUAUAUCCUGUUCAGUUGGAGCGUAUUUCCAUCCAGAAAAUAAUAACUAUAUCAUUGGGUUAGGAGAAUCGACUGCAUUUAAACCUGUUUUGGAGAAACUAAGGGAUGGAAUGCUAAGUGAUAAGACAGGAAGACAGAUUUUGAGAGAGCGACCCAGAAUCACUUCUAGCUCUUUGAAUUUAAACUAUUUAAAGAAUCUCCCUUCAAACACGUUAGGAAAUACCUAUUAUAAAUGGCUAGAAAGAGAAAAGGUUUCACCAGAUACAAGAGCUCCAGUGAAAUACAUCGAUGAAGACGAAUUAGCAUAUAUAUUUCAAAGAUAUAGAGAAUGCCAUGAUUUUCAUCAUGCUAUAGCAGGUUUACCAAUUACAAUUGAGGGUGAAAUAUCGGUCAAAGCAUUUGAAUUUGCAAAUUUGGGGUUGCCUUUUGCAGGCUUUGGAACAUUGUUUGCUCCAUUUAGAUUGAAUGCGACUCAAAAAAAAAGAAUAUAUCAAAUUUACUAUCCUUGGGCCUUUUCAAAUGGAGUUAAUUGCAAAAGCUUACUUAAUGUGUAUUGGGAAAAGAUUUUGGAACAUGACAUCAAUGAAUUGUGCAAAGAACUACAGAUUGAAAAACCACCAGAUUUAAGGCAAUUAAGACGUCUUCAAAAAAUAAAGAAUAGAAGCAAAUAG